GGCCUCGCGCCCCCCGCCCCCGCCCCCCGCCCGCUGCUGCUCGCCGGAGCCCGCCACGCCCCCGGUCAAGCCCGCCCCCAAUCGUUAACUGCGAGCCUGAAUUGCUGCCGGCCGACAGGGGGCAUUAACCAGCUUCUGAGGAAACUAUUCAGAGCAAGCCCGUCUUCUUCUGUUCCACGGCAGCACUAGGGCGAACUUCCUUCUUCGGCAACCGGCCUCAGUCCCAUCCUUCCUCGGUACCAGGUAGACGGUACUCAGGAGAUCUACGCAGGCGGUGAUCCUUGUUUGUCCGCGGUGCACCGUACCUGGCGGUCCUUCAUAGCCAUGGUUUAUCACUCUAGUUUCAUUGAUGAUGACGGGAUCACAAAUGCCUGUGGGUGUCCUUUGCUUCCACUCAAAACCCAUAUAAAGGGCCCAGCCCCAGCCUCAGAUUCAGAUAAGGCGGAUAUAGUUGAUGAAGCGAUAACUUUCUUCCGUGCAAAUGUUUUCUUCAAAAACUUCCAUGUCAAAAGCCCAGCAGACAAAUUGCUCAUCUAUCUGACAUCUUACAUCAAUAUUGCCUUGAAAAGACUAGAAACCUGCCGGACGCUGGCUGUCGGAACUAAGGCAAUCAUUAACCUGGGGUUGGAAAAAGUUCCUGUGCCUGGGGAACCAGGGUUUCCUUUCCCUGGACUUUUCACUCUCCCCCAAUCUGGGGAGGAAGCAGAACUGUUGAGGAACUAUCUGAAGCAGAUAAGGGAGGAAACGAGCGGGAGGCUGCUCAACUGCGCAUACAGAGCUAAUGGCACUCCCAACAAAUGGUGGCUGGCUUUUGCGAAGAGGAAGUUCAUGAACGUUGUCAUCCUUUAGAGCGUAAGCACAUCAGCAACAGCUUAAGAGGCGUUCGUGUAAAUCCUGAUUGCACUUGCACAUUUAUUCCUACGAUGACGUAAAGAUUCUUUCUCUUGAAGACUUCAAGUAUACAAUGCUGAAAACAUUUUCUGGCAAUGUACCUGCUGUUAUCGUGGCCUUCACUGAAUGAAUCCUUCAUGUUCUUCC
Triticum aestivum (bread wheat) is the source of this 1038-nucleotide messenger RNA. Its product is annotated as actin-related protein 2/3 complex subunit 3. The record is from RefSeq and is a predicted model, not a curated record. Gene Ontology annotation, cellular component: Arp2/3 protein complex; cytoskeleton. Gene Ontology annotation, biological process: regulation of actin filament polymerization; Arp2/3 complex-mediated actin nucleation. The transcript is spliced from 6 exons. NCBI's taxonomy places the organism in Eukaryota, Viridiplantae, Streptophyta, Magnoliopsida, Poales, Poaceae. The coding region runs from base 325 to 849 and encodes 174 amino acids.